Equus caballus (horse) is the source of this 7658-nucleotide messenger RNA. It is a transcript of the gene FGF23, whose product is annotated as fibroblast growth factor 23. Gene Ontology annotation, molecular function: type 1 fibroblast growth factor receptor binding; growth factor activity. Gene Ontology annotation, cellular component: cytoplasm. Gene Ontology annotation, biological process: positive regulation of cell population proliferation; regulation of cell migration; positive regulation of gene expression. Lineage: Eukaryota; Metazoa; Chordata; Mammalia; Perissodactyla; Equidae. The record is from RefSeq and is a predicted model, not a curated record.
CUGAGGGGGUUGGAAGACAGGACAGUGUCCUACCCCCCGAGAAACUCCCAGACAGGGAUGUCUGGAAGGCACUUUAGGGGGUAUUUCCUCCACACAUCCCCCCUCCCCAAUUUACAGCUGGGACACUUAGGUGCAGAGAGUAGAAGUGACGUGUCUAAGGUUACACACAUAGAUUUUCUACAAAAUGACUUCCACUUUUGACAGGGAAGCGGAUUCAUGUGAUGGGGGUCGGUGAGAGAUGUGCUCAUGUCUUAUUUUAAAGGAAUGAAAGGUGACUAGCUGUACACAGGGAAAUAUAUGCUGGUUUCACGCAUUUCACUUUUCUGAUCCUGGAAUGAGCUGUUCCAGGUAGUGAUUAAAUUUUGACACGUUGAGGAAGACACUAUUGCUGAGUUUUGCUUUUUUUUAAUAGAUUUUAUUCUUUAGAGCAGUUAUAAGUUAACGAAAGAGUUAAACAGAAAUUACAGAGAGUUCCCAUACACCCGCUCUCCCCGCCAUGCACACAACUUCCCCAUCAUCAACAUUUUGCAUUAGGGUGGAAUAUUUGUUACAACUGAUGCGCCGAUGUUGACACGUGAUUAUUAACUGAAGUCCGCAGUUUACAUUAGGGUUUGCCCUUUGUGUGUAUAGUUCUGUGGGGUUUGACAAAUGCAUGACGGCAUGUAUCCACCUUUACAGUAUCGUACAGAAUCGUUUCACUGCCCUAAAGACCCCCUGCGCCCCAGUUCUUUGCUUUGUGCCCCCCCAGCACCCAGCUCUCCUCACUGUGCGGCGUCUCGCCUACCCACAAUGCACCAGUGACACCUACCCACGAAGGCCAGCACAGAGUGACACAGCCCAUCAACUGUGCGUGUUCAGCUCUGGCCUGACAGCUGGCCGAGCCGUGCUCAACGUGCAAAGCAUUUGCUCCUGAGCGAUGCUCUGGGUCAUAACAAGUCCUGAGGCUCUCCUGCUUCUUCUCAUUUCCAGCCAGUUUUUGUUCACUGUUCUGGCAUCAGCUCCUUUUCAGUCACUGUCUCUCAGAUCUCCCUUCUGAUGUCACUCAGAAUUCUUAUACUCAGUGUGGCUGUUUUAUACUCUGGAAAAACUUUAAACCUCUAAGCAAAUGAACAUUUGGACAUGUAUAGUUUUAAUAACUAAGUACUCUCAAACAUUUGCUACCCUUAUAAAAAAAACCUUUUAUGCUCUGUAUUAAGUUCAAAAUAGGUGGCAAAGUUUAAUGUUACACAUUUGAAAAUGGAAGCUUAUAUUCAAAAGGGCUAGGUAAACAGCUCUUGGAUGCCUAGCCUUCUCAUCAAGUCGUGAGCGACCCAUCCGUGUCAACAUUUACAAACUUGCCAGAUCGCUGGAAGCUGGGGUUUCACCAGAAGGAGGGGUGGGGGGAACUUGGAGAAGCACCUCGACAUUUUACGUGGGUUUGAACUCCUCUCCAGGCCUUGAUGUCCACUCCACCUGAGCUCCAGGUGCCCUCGCCCAGAGUGUUGCAGAAGCGCCUCCCCUGGAGACUAGCCCUUCCAUGAGCUUCUAUUUUGGAGAGGCUACCACACUAGAACAAGCUGGAAACUUUGUCUUGGGGAGGAGAAAUGGAAGCAUCUCAAUUGGAGGGAAAGAGGGAAAAGGAGGAGAUUGCCCUGUGGGGGGUCGGUUCUAGACUUCCUAGCCCACCCCCCAGGACUGUUGGGAGCACCAAACGAGACAGCAGGUGUGAAUGUGCCCUGUGGGCUGUGAGGGGCUGGACAAAUCCACAGUACGCUCUGUGCUUGUGCUGCCUUGUUGAAGAGCAAAACUGUACUUUUUCAUUCCUAGGCUUCUCUCAGGAUUUUCUACAAAGCGCUAGCCAUAAAAAUAGGCUUUCUCUAAAUAGUUAUAUGUUGGUUGAGUGGAUAUAUCAGAACAAGCAAGAAUCUGAUUACAUGUAAGGAAGCACAUUUUAACUGUCAGGAGAACCAGAUAUGGCAACGGCAUUUUCAGGAAGACAACUCUGGGAAGAGAAGAAACCACCAUUUGUCCCUGGAUGGCUUAGACACCCAGCUGCCCAAACCUAGGGAUUGGAUGAGCCGGAUGACAGUGAAACCGUUACUGAAACAAUGGAGACAAAUCGUGAAGUGGUAGGAAUAGGGAGCAGAGGCCUACCAGGUCCUACCAUGGGCAGCUGGAGCCUUUCGACAGAGUCUCAAAAAGAAAGGAAAACUGCGAGCCGCCCAAGACUGCCUCCCUGUCUCCAGCUUUUCCUUUCACCUCGAUGCCUCCAGCAUUUUUUCAUCAUAGCCUAAUAACAGUCAAGACAAUCUUAUCUCCCAAAAUUGUUGAAAAGUCUUCACAUUGAGAGAACACGAUGUGGGGAACAUAGUCCUCCUUAGCACCUUCUUCGAGAGGACUGAGAAAAAGAAGUCAGGGGAUGAGGGAAAGGAAUGGGAUUGUGGGAAUAUAGAUUCCUGUAGCCCCUAGUCCAUAUUUAGAGCCUUGAUUCCCCGUUUGUAAAUGCAGGGACUGGACCAGAGGCCUCCACGCAGCCCCCAGGGCAAAUUCUCCUAAAGCCGGAGCAGGGGCUGGGGGGCAGGCUGGAGAAGAGUGGGUGCCCCCACCUGCCGCCUACCAAGCAGCCACCAGGGCACUAGGGACAGUGAUAUUUGAAAACCACAAACCACUGGGCUCCUCCCUGGGCUUCCUGCUCCCAUCAGUGUUUCACAUUUGGCUCCAAGGUCACACUAGCUCCCAGAUCCUCCGCCCUGAACUAUGACAGAUGAGUGCCCCCUACACACAAAGAAUAGAAACCGACUUGCCCUGGGCCCUCCCUUCCUUCACCCUCUGAAGCUUCUGAGAGACGCCACACCCACCAGGCUCAAGGAAAAGGCUGCUCAAAGGCACAGUGUACUGAUUUGGUGUUCAUCACUAAAUUUCCUAGAAAGGCCCAUUGACACCUUCACUGCCCAAUUAGUCUGGAAAUCCAGGAUUGGAAUGGCAGGUGGAGAAGGGGCCUUGGUCUCCACAUACUAGUUCCAGGACAUGGUUGGGAUGCAAACUCAGUUUCUUGAUAAGUACUUUAGUGUCAUUAACAUCUAGUGUGGGAGAUUAGACUCUCCAAGGUAGCUUUGGAAAAAGUGCAAAUAGCUGGGCUUUUCCCCUACGUGUUCAGCAGGUCUCAGAUUAGACCUGGGGUCCUUAUAGUGAUUCCAAUGGGCAGCCGGCGUUGGAGCCCACUGGUAGGGAUUUCAACCACGAGCUGGAAGUUCUGCUGUCUGUGUGCUAACGGGCAAAUCCUCGUCUCCACUCUGUUUUUCGAUAUCUCAGGUGGGAAGAAUUAUUCUGAGAGUGUUGUACCUUCCUUUGUUCUUGUCAAGCGCGGAAUGCUUCUCUCCUCAUUCCCUUCAGAAAUAAACCUACUCGCCUGGCUGUCCUCUGGCUUCAGAUCCAGCUGCUAGGCUUUCCGGGCUUCUUCUUGGAGGGAAGUCUUUGGAAGCGAGUAAGCUGGCACAUCAAUUCUCCUUCCUAAUAAGACAAGCUGAAGUGGCCAGAGAGGGACCCCCUCAGUCACUCCAGGAAUGGAGCAAUGACCGUGUCCUCCUCCGCACCGUGCCGCGGUGGGUACUGGGAAACGCUCUCCCCCAUCUGACAAGGCUCCCUCAAGCCUCUCUUCCCUCCCAGUCCUCCUUGACCACAGCGUCCACCCUCUGAGAUCGCCCCCUUUUCUGAACACCCUUAGCAUUUCUCACACAUCUAGUAAUUUAGCUCCUCUCAGACACGCCUUGUAUUGAACAAAGUUUUUCUCUGCUCAGUUGUGUUACAAGCCCCUUGAGGGUAAGUUUCUUCUGCUUUUUAUUCCUCUAAGUCCCUCCUCCCUUCUCUCCUGCCCAGAGAAGUUUCUCAAUACCUGCUGAUUGUUUCCCAAGUACUUCCCACCCCUACCACUCGAAACCAAAGAGGAAAUGUAGGGGCAUCAAUUGGCAAAUUUUCCUGAAUAAUUCGCAUUUCAAUUCUGAAAGCUAGCUAUUUCUUCAUUAGCUAAGAUGUGGUACUACAUUUAUGAACCAUCCUGUGAUCAUUAUUAAAGAAGAUUGUCUUAUACGUAAGCAUUUAAACGUCCUAAAUCUUCUGUCUAACCAGGGGAGACAAUACUGUACCUUAGAGACACAUCCCGGAUUUACUAGAGAAAAGGCAAAGAGCGGUAUCGGUUUGUAACCGCCUCACUGCUCCCUGCACUUUCUUACCAAGCUCCCCGCUCUCACGGCGUCAGCCCUGACGCUUCGUGGGGUUUGUACGCCUAGCAGUGCUGAGGAGGUCUGCAGGCAGACUACUCAGGCUCAGAUGCAACCUCUUCCACGUGCUAGCUGCACAUCCUGGGGCACGUUACCUAAACCAUGGGCAUCAGUUUCCUCACCUCUUAACGGAAACAGAAGCACCUCCUCACAGGGUCAUUGUGAAGACAAAAUGGGUUACUGCGAGGAAAGCACUUAGUAGGCUCUCAAUAAGCAUUAGCUGUCACCAUGAUCAUUAUGCAGAAGCAGCCUCAGGAGCCAGAGACCUUGUCCUAGCUCUCUCAUUUAUUUGCUUUGUGACUUUGGACAUACAAACCCCAAGGUCUCCAUUUCUUCAGGUAUAACGUUAAAAUAUUGAUAAUGCCUGGUGUACCUGCCUCACAGAGCUGCAGUGAGAUUCAAAUGAGCUAAUACAUGGGAAAAUGCAGGAGAGCAAAUGGCCCCUCUUUUCACCUGCACCUGUAUGAUCGCACAGCCCAGCGCGCUUUGUAGGAUGGUUACUUAUUUUUAUCCGCCUCCUCAAUCAGCUUGUGGGCUCCUUGAAGCAAGGAUCCCAUCUUACUCUCUCUUCUGUCAACCAUGAUGCCUGAUUAUGCACGUGAUAUGUACUCAGGAAAUGGGGAACUGGAAGGGCAGCAGUCUCCUUGUGUGUAUAUUUUCCCAGGAUGUGUUCCAGUAGCGUGCUUCCCAUUGGACUGCAUGUGCUAGGGCUAGCCCCUCACAUCAGAUGUAGCUCCCAGAAGGCACAUCUGUGAGCAGCAUCUGUAAGAAGGCAUCUAGUCCCAGGAGCCAGGCACCCAGUAGGCAUAAUGUGGGGACACCCUGGCCUGCUGCUCUGCCCCUGGGACCUUCCUGGGCUCUGAUCCCCUGCGCUCAGCCAGCAGUCUUUCAAUCUUCAUGAGGGUCUCUGAAUUCAUCUCCAUACUAUUGGAGAGACCAUAAAAGCAGUUUAGUUGCCAUAGACAGUCCAAAUGAGGGACACUGAGAAAUCCAAUCUCAGCAUUUUAUACAGCAGCAGUGACUUGAAGACCUUGUUUUCUUUCUUCCCAUUUUGAAGUCUUCCCAAGGAGGCAACUUUGGUUUUUGUGCCUCUGCUCACAGCUCCCAUAUCUUUAUUAAGAGGUAGUCUUGGGGCAUGCCAUUUGCCUGAUGGUGUCCUGUAUUAUUUCAGUAUCCUUCAAAACACUCACCUAGUGCUGUGUACAGAGAAAGCACUGGAUACACAGUUCCCAAUUGGAAUGAAAAGGACUGAGAAAACCAAAAUGAGUGGACUCAAUGGGAGAUUAAUUGCAUAGGAGUCUGCUGACGGCGUGGCUGAAGCCAGAUUUUUUUCGGAACCGCUGACUGCCUUCACAUUUCCUGGUGGAAGUGGGACAGGUCAACAGACAACACAGAGUCCUAGAUAACUUUUGCCCACACAUCAUUCACUUUGUGGAGCGUUGGCUUGAAAUUGAGGGGUGUGUGUGUGUCUGGAACCGACGUGCCUUCCGUGAGACUCAGAGGUCUCUGCACUCUCUUCAAAUGGGCUGAUUACAACACAGAGGAUGUGGACAGUGGAGUUUUUCCUGUUUGAUGUCACACUGCUACCCUUUAAAAGUCCAAGGGAAAAAAGGAGGGAAUUCAGCCUAGGAUCCUCAGGCCAGAUAGCCACAAGGAAGAAGAGGAGAAAAAGGCCAGUGAGGCACAGCUGCGGAGUCCAGGAGGCAGUGUCAGGUUUCAAACUCCGUGCCAGCCAUUCAGAGAGCAGCGAUGUCAGGGCCCUGCCUUGGGCUCCUGGUCUACGUCCUGUGCUCCGCAGUGAAAGCCUAUCCCAACGCCUCCCCGCUGCUAGACUCCAGCUGGGGCAGCCUGACCCACCUGUACACGGCCACAGCCAGGAACAGCUACCACCUGCAGAUCCACAAGGAUGGCCACGUGGAUGGCACACCCCAUCAGACCAUCUACAGUGCCCUGAUGAUCAGAUCAGAGGAUGCUGGCUUUGUGGUGAUAACAGGUGUGAUGAGCAGGAGAUACCUCUGCAUGGACUUCAGAGGAAACAUUUUUGGAUCACAUCACUUCAGCCCCGAGAGCUGCAGCUUCCGACAGCGGACGCUGGAGAACGGCUACGACGUGUACCACUCGCCGCAGCAUCGCUUCCUCGUCAGCCUGGGCCGCGCCAAGAGGGCCUUCCUGCCCGGCACGAACCCCCCGCCCUACUCGCAGUUCCUGUCCCGGAGGAACGAGAUCCCCCUGGUCCACUUCAACACCCCGCGGCCGCGGCGGCACACGCGCAGCGCCGAGGACAACUCGGAGCGCGACCCGCUGAACGUGCUGAAGCCCCGGCCCCGCAUGACCCCCGCGCCGGCCUCCUGCUCCCAGGAGCUCCCGAGCGCCGAGGACAACAGCGUGCUGGCCAGCGACCCCUUAGGGGUGGUCCGUGGCAACAGGGUGAACACGCACGCGGGGGGCGCGGGCGUGGAGCGCUGCCGCCCCUUCCCCAAGUUCUUCUAGGGGAACCAGAAAGGAAUCCUUUCCAACCCAUCUUUCAGAAAACUGCCUCUAAAGGGACCAGCUCCCUUUGCACUGCAAGGAAGGGGGAGGGAGUCUGGGGGAGGGGGAACAUGUGGAAUUAGCUUCUCCUCCCCAUUCGCUUCCCCUGAGGGUCUGCUUUGAGCCCUGAGAAACGGGAGUUUAACGGCCGUCCCCACCCGGCCUGUACCACCCUCCUGAAUUAAGCCCCAAUAGGUAAAUUAGAAAUUUCCCCUUCAUUAAGGAGAAGGGAUUCUGACCCCCGGUAUUUCUCUUCCUAAUGCCCCUUUUCUUUAUCAGUUUAACACUAAAACCAAAGCAAUGGCUUAGUGAGUUCACCACUUUGAAGGUGAAGGAAGAGCCAAUGCCAGCAGCUUCUCCCCUGCUCCGUGCAUUUAUUUAUAUUAUCUGCCUGGGCCCUGCCAGCAUUCGAGUUUGCAACCUUGACCUAGGGCGUUACAGCUGAACUGAGCAAACUGAUGAAAAUCCUAAUCUCAAACCUUUGUUCUUCCUUGAGCAUCUCUGGAGAAGAGCUGUCAAAAAGACUGCUGGCAGGCUGUCAGAACUUAACUAGAAUGCUUGGAGAACUGAGGCCGAAAUCAAGCUAGAAAACUCAACCUCCCUGUAGGGUGGGCACCCCUUGCCGCGCUCUCUCCCUCUGUGCAGCCAGUCAGAGGGCCGAGAAUGGGAACAAAGGGCUCUGUUCCCAAGCGGCCCAUGACCCAGCCUUGCCUCUUGGCGCCAUCUUUGGCACUAGUGAAUUUGGCCUGAGGAGGAGCUUUGGUACUGGCUCAGGAAACUACCCUGCUGGGAAGAGGAAGUACAUUCAAACUCUCCCAGGAGACAUUUAAUUAAGCCUCUACUUCCAGGUUGAGUAGUAAUCCAUUCUGGAUG